Aspergillus terreus NIH2624 is the source of this 1335-nucleotide messenger RNA. RefSeq lists its product as uncharacterized. NCBI's taxonomy places the organism in Eukaryota, Fungi, Ascomycota, Eurotiomycetes, Eurotiales, Aspergillaceae. The record is from RefSeq and is a predicted model, not a curated record. The transcript has 2 exons. The coding region runs from base 1 to 1335 and encodes 444 amino acids. Gene Ontology annotation, molecular function: transferase activity, transferring alkyl or aryl (other than methyl) groups. Gene Ontology annotation, biological process: alkaloid metabolic process.
AUGGGCUCAACAGACAAGACCUCGCAGCAAACCCCAUACGAAACCCUCAGUGCGUCCCUAUACUCCCCCGACUACGACCAACACGAUUGGUGGCACGGCGCAGCCCCAGCCCUGGGGAAAAUACUACAAGAUGCCGACUACGAUGUCCACCGACAGUACCAAUACCUAUCUCUCUUCGCCCAUCACAUCGUGCCUGCCCUGGGCCCCUCGCCCAGGAACACCAGACCCGCCCUGUACCAGUCCGUCCUGGACACCGCGGGCUUCCUCAAGCUCAGCCAGAACUUCCAGCAGUUCGGCUGCACGACCCGCCUCCUCCUCGAGCCCACGAGCUACCACACCAACGUCGUCGGCAACCGCAUCAACGGGCUACUCACCCCCGAGACGCUGACCAGGCUCCAGCACACCUGUGACAGCGACAUCGACCUGCAGCCCUACCACCAGAUCGCUGGCGAGCUGGUGCUGAGCACGACCGAGCAGGGGCGUCUGCAGCAGCAGAACGAUGGGCGCAUCCCCGACCUCCUCCGACUAACUGACUACAUCGGCCUGGACCUCCGUCCAGACGGCCACAUCACCCUCAAGUACUACCGUUCUCUCCUGGGCAAGGCCACAGCCACGGGGACAACGGCCUCGACGCUGGCGUUUCGCGCCAUCCGCCGAGCAGACACUUGCGGGAGUCGCGAGCCGGCCCUGGCGCGCAUCGAGGGCUACCUGCACGACCGUACGCAGGAGCAGGAACAGGGACGUGCACCCCCCGAAACAGCCCCGCAAGCGUUCGUGCUGUCGUGCGAUCUGGUCGAUGUCGCGCGCGCGCGCUUCAAGAUCUACAUCCUCGACCCCCUGGUCUCGAUGGACCGAGUCGCCGACCUGUGGACGCUAGGCGGGCGUCUCGGCGGGGUCCCGGAAGUUGUCCGGGGCCUGGAGCUCUUGCGUGAGUUGUGGGCAGUUCUCGGUCUUGAGGAGGGGUAUCACUUUUUGUCCUGCGAUGCGGGCACCGAUGGAGGGGGUGUGCAUGCAUCCAGACCCCGGUUCUUUGAUAAUCAGUUUCUCUUUGCCUAUUUUGAGCUCCGCCCCGGCGACCCAUAUCCUCGGCCACAGAUGUAUUUUAACCUCGGUACGCUGCGCGACAGUGCGGUGGUGGACACUGUGUCGGCGUUCUUCGAGAAACUUGGCUGGAUGGACCGCGCGAGGCGGUACAAGGAGGACGUAUCUUCUUACUACCCCUCUUGUAACCUUGACGAGUCGUUCGAUCGACUGGGCGUGUUGUCCUUCUCAUACACCGCCGAGCAGGGCCCGUACAUCACCACCUACUAUCGACGGGUAGCUGAUCUCCUGUAG